This is a messenger RNA of Oreochromis aureus, 4425 nucleotides long. RefSeq lists its product as uncharacterized. The coding region runs from base 746 to 4114 and encodes 1122 amino acids. The transcript has 7 exons. Lineage: Eukaryota; Metazoa; Chordata; Actinopteri; Cichliformes; Cichlidae. The record is from RefSeq and is a predicted model, not a curated record.
UGCUUUGAAGCAAAAUAUUAACUUCAAACAGAAAAGGUCAAAUCAGAGCUUUUAGGCUUCAGACCCUCAUGAAUGAAUUGUGUAUAUAAUGAAAGGAAAUAUACUGAGUGAAGAAAAAGGCAUGUUGCAACUGCAGUUUUUUCUCUAAGACAUCUCAGGUUUAAUCUCAGGAUUAAUGGUUCAUUACAUCGUCAUAGUUAAAGAAUUUUUAAAAAUAAGUGAUGUAGAGAGCAUUUACAAACCGCUAAAAGGUGCGGACUAGCUGUCAGUUAAUUCCUCUGAAAAUCAAUCUUUAAACAGCGAUAGGGAAAUGUUUUUGCUUCUAAAUGCAUUUAUUUUUAUAAAUAGUUUUAGUUGAUAAGUAAAUGUAAUUUUUAAAAUGAUAAUUAUUUGCAAAUGUAGACUGAACAUGAGAACAAGCCCAGGAAAUUGGGGGGGGGGGGGGUGGCUUACGAACACCCUUGUUUUUCUCCUGCAGUGUCAGUACUCUGUCCUGCAGGGGGCGCUGCUGUUACAUUUCACUCACCUACACCACCGAAGCAGUGUGAUCAGUAAUGGCCUCUUUCUGUUAACACUAGAAGCUUGUUUAGCUUUAAUGGUUUCCAUUUUUUUCUGCCGAAACGUCUCUAAUGUUGGAGUUUCACCGUCCUUCGUCCGUGUGGCUCCCAGUUUAAAAAUGAAAUAUCUUUCCACGAUGUAAAAGACGAAGCUCUCGUUUGCCCGGCAAUAACACUUGGACUGCAGAAUGAAUCAACGUGAGUGGAAAGAUGCUGUCCACAGACUCCAGAGACUUCUGGAGCCAAGCUGCCACAGCAUGGGGAAUGCCUCCAGAGGUCACAGAGACUGGGACACUUACCAUGAACACUCGAGAUAUACUGUUCCUGAACCACAAAGGAGUGAUGUGAGGUGGAAAGAGCUCAGUCCUUCAUCUCAUCAUGUUCAUAGUAAAGUCCCAGAGGUGGAGGACCCGGAUGGAGAGCCGCUGCCAUACAGUGAAGAGGAUGUAGAGCUAGCAAGAAAGCAGCAGCUCCUCAGAGAGAUGGAGGAGAGAAUUAUGCACAAGAAAGCUACCCUCGCCAUGAAAACGCAGUUUGUGGAGACACCACCAGGUGUUUCUGGUGACAAGCAGCCGGCUAUGUGUGUAGGUCAAACUCUAAGAGACAGAGUGAAGGAGAUUCUGAUGCAGCGACAAUAUCUCAGCUAUUUCUCAAAGGUGCAGUUAGCCAGAGAGAGAAGGAGCUCUUCCUGCCGGAGCAAAGGUGGUGUGCUGCAGGAACAGCAUCCUCUGAAGCUCAGAGUGAAGGCUCUAAUGAAGAAGAGACACACUGUUUUACCACCUUACAGCGAACAGGGCCCUGACAUCACGUGGCCUCCUUCCAGCCGAAGCGUUACAUCACCACCUAAGAGAGAGGACGUCAUCAACAAGGGUUUCGAGUGCUUCCUCAGCGUGCUCAACAAAGGAGUGGACAUCAACUUGCUCAAACCUGAGGAUGACUGUGGCGAGGUCCCUGGUGUGUCACUGCCACCUCUCGGCCGAAGCAUUUCUUCACCAGCAAAGGAUGAAAAUAAUGUCAACAAGGGUUUUGAGCGCUUCCUCAACAUCCUCAACAAAGGCGUUGACAUCGAAAAGUUUAGCAGGAUUAUGAGAAAUGAUAGAGAGGAUCUUCCUUUAGGUGAGGAGCCUCUGAACAUUCAGCUCCCUGAGGUGGGGAGCAAAUCAGAUCCACCUUUUAGGACUGAGAAGCAACAGCUGAACAGUGGAGCUUCACUGCUGGGCCUCAGACAGCCCAGUGAGAGUCUACUCAGCAUGGACAAUGACAUUGAGGCAAGCCUCACCCAGAGAAAGGAAAGCCAACGGUUGUUUAGUGGUGCCUCACUGGAACGUCUCAGCCCACUCAGUGAAAACCAGUGCUCAAACAGUCGAGCCAUUCUGUUACUCAGCCAGGCCAGUGAGAGCCAGCGGUCGAAGACUGGAGCCUCGCUGAAAGGCUUCAGCCAGCCCAGCAAGAGUAUUGGCAGCGGUGCCUCACAGCCAGUACUCAGCAAAGCCAGUGACAGUGAGCAGGCAGGCAGUGGAGCCCUGCUGACAGACCUCAACCAGGCUAGUGAAAGCCAACAGUUAAAUACCGGAGCCUCACUGCCAGGCUUCAGCCUACCUAGUGAGAACCAGCACUCAAAAACUAGACCCAUUCUUCUAAGCCACGGACGGGAAAGUGAGAGCCAGCGGUCGAAGAGUGGAUCCUCACUGAAGGAUCUCAGUCAGAAAAAUGAGAGUCUACUCAGUACAGUCAAUGAAGGUGAACCAGGCCUCAACCAGGCAAAGGAAAGCCAACGAUUAAAUACUGGAGCCUUGCUGAAGGGCCUCAGCCAGCCCAGUGAAGGUACUGGGAAUAGUGCUUCACAGCCUGGACUUAACAAAGCCAAAGACAGUGUGCAGUCAGACAGUGGAGUCCAGCUAAUGGGCUUCAGCCAAGCCAGUGAAAGCCAACAGUUAAAUACUGGAGCCACAUCACCCAGUGAGAACCAACUCUCAAACACUAAGCCCAUUAGGCUAAGCCUCAACUGGGCAAGCAAGAGCCAGCCUUUAAAGAGUGGUACCCUAAUUCCUGGGCUCGGUGAUGACAGUGACAGCAAGUCAAACGGUGGAGACCUGCUGGCAGGCCUCAACAAGACCAACAGUGGAGAGAAAAAGACUGAUUCAUCUACUCGAGAGAGGCUCUUCUUACCUGGUGAUGAGGAGAAGAAGAAGAAGGGCAAAAGAGACCACAGUUUGGGCUCUAGUAAUCGAUCAAAGUCGCCGGUGGCAGUGAAGAAGAAGAAGGAGGAGGAAGAGGAAAAAGAAGAAACCUCAUCGGUGAGUGAGCAGCAUGAACAGCUGCAGAGCAUUCUUAAAACUCUGGGAUGGAACCUGGACGUGAACGAGCUGAGCAAACUGGCAAACCGCACUCAGGAGAGGCUUUGUGGGAGGAAAAACGAACGUGCGAACAGCAGAGAGGAGCACGAGAGCCGCCAGAAGCACUCUCGUGACCGAGAUCGCAGGAAGUCGUCACGCUCUCCUCUGCGGAGCAGCAAAACAGACGAGAGUCAGGAGAGAAUGCAUGGGAGGAAGAGCGAAGGGAGGGUGAGGAAGAGUGAAGGGAGGAGGAGGACUGACAGCAGAGGGGAGGACGAGACACAGCAGACACGCUCCCUUAGAGAUCACAGAAAUUCCUCUUCCUCAUCUUCCUCCAGGUCAGCCUCUAGAAACUCUAGCCCAAGCCCCUCACGCCGUCGGCGCUCUCGCAGCAGAGAUUUGAAACGGCGGCGAAAGGCCGAACGAAGCCGCUCGCGAGAAAGAAGCAGAGAGAGACUGAAACACAGAGAUAGACGGAACAGCAGAGAAACACUGAGGGACAGAGAGCGAAAAGACUCGAAACAUUUUUCUCCUUAUCCUUAUUCACAAAAUCCCGUGUUUCCUCAUCCUGCUGCUUCUCCGUUUCCAGACUACACUUUGUCUCAGUACUCACAUUUCGCUGUUACCCAGAGUGGCCACUACAGCGGUGCUACAAAUCCUUACUGGUCAUAUAAUCAGUAUAACAUUCCUCCCUCUCUUUCUGCCAGCGGCCAUCCUUACCCACACUUUCCUGGCUCUGUAGUGGCACCUAACAUGGCUCUCCCUGAUCCCAGCCUUCUUACGAACAGUGCCUCAUUUCCAAACCCGGACCUGUCUGUGAGCGAAGGCCAAGAUGGGUCAGCCUCUGUUUCUCGCUGCCUGAGAGUCAUCAAUACCGAGCAGGCAUCCUCUCAGAGCCUCACAGGUAGACACAACUGGAGACGGGGUCACAAAGAACUUAUGGGAGAUUUCAGGAAUCCCAAAGGUAUUUUAGAGAAACACAAUAAUGCAUUAAAGUCACCACUGGCACCACAGGACUCAAAGGUAUGCACAAAGACUGUGGGUAAUGACCCCAGCACUGAGGAGAUAAAAGAGGAGAAGCCGCAGCUAACAGAGGAGGAAAUAAAGGCGAACCUGAGGAAAAAGCUUGAAGCGUUUAACCAGAAGGCGAAGAACACGAGCCAGCUGCCUCACUCCAAAGUCAUGCAGCCAGCAAACUCCCUGAUCUCUGAGAUAGACUGAAGCGUCUGUGUCCUGUGAAGAUUUUUACUUUGUAUUUUUUCAGCCUUGUUCACAUUUGUCCCUGACCUCUAAUGCCUGACUGUCAUCUGAAAAAGGUUUUUGCACAGUUCAUUAUUGGUCUGCUUUCGUGUUUUAGCUCUGCGCUUCUAUGAAUGUCAUGAGUUUUGCUUAAAGUUGAUUACGAGAACUAUUUUUUGUAGGCCGUACUGUAGUUUGUUAAUGAAAAAUGUAUAUUUUCAUUGUUAAAAAGGUUUCAGCCUGUACAGUUUCCGGUUUUACAUUCACUCUGUCACACUAAUAAAGAAAUCUUA